AUGGGAUCUCCAACAACUGAGUUCUGUCUGAUCUUGUUGUUCUUGUUUUAUCAUCUUCCUUGUGCUCUAAGUCAGCAAGAACUGCUUCAGUGUGAUACUCUGUUUCAGUGUGGCAAUAUCACCGCUGGUUACCCUUUCACAGGACAGAAUCGCAAUACUUUCUGCGGUAACCCUUCUCUUAAACUUACUUGCAACAAAAGGUUCAACACAACCUCUCUUAUGCUCUCAGGCUAUAACUACACUGUCCUCAAUAUAGACAACAAAUCCAACAUUCUUAGACUUUCAAGACAAGAUUUCUCAGCUUCUUUCUGUUCUGCUUCAUUCUCCUCCUCACCCUUACCUUCAGAUCUCUUCCAGAGUUUACCAUCUUAUAAAACCCUCACUGUGUUCUAUGCUUGUGACCCACGUCGCCAUUUUCUUGGGAAUUUCACAUGUCCCGUGAAAGGUCUUGGCUCUUUAAUUCAAAACUCUACAUAUCAUAAACUUUGUGAUGAAAGCUUCACUGUCACAGUUCCUACGAGUUUCGUUCCAGAGCAAGAAGCUCUGAAUGUAACCAAUUUGGAAAGGUUUUUGAGGAAAGGAUUUGAGGUGAAGUUGAAGAUGAUAAAUGAGAUAUUUUGUCAAGAAUGUGUAUCCUCAGGUGGAAACUGUGGCUUCCACUUAUCCAGACAGGUUUGCUGCAAGAAUGUGACAGGAUCAGGAAUCAGUUGUCGUACUAACACUUACAUAUCUGGUGGGUCGAUAUUAGCAGUAUUUGUGGUGAUGAUUCUAGCAUUCUUGAUCUGGGAGAGAAGGAAAAAAAAUGCUUUAAGAGAUCAGAACCUUGAUGUGUUAGUAACCUUGAGACGGUAUAGUUAUAAGGAAAUCAAGAAAAUUACAAAACGUUUUACAGAAGUUGUUGGUCGAGGAGGAUUUGGAACUGUAUAUAAAGGGAAGUUACGCGGUGGUGGUAAAGUUGCGGUGAAAGUCUUGAAGGAUUCAAUGGGAAAUUGUGAAGAUUUUAUUAACGAAGUCGCAAGCAUGAGCCAAACAUCUCAUGUUAACAUUGUUUCUCUGCUUGGUUUCUGCUACGAAGGAUCCAAAAGAGCUAUUGUAUAUGAGUUUCUUGAGAAUGGUUCUCUUGAUCAGUUCAUAUCUAAGUCAGGGGAUUUAGAUGUGAGUACACUAUAUGGAAUCGCGCUAGGUGUUGCUCGAGGAAUUGAGUACUUGCACUAUGGCUGCAAAACAAGGAUUGUGCAUUUUGACAUUAAACCUCAGAAUGUGCUGUUAGAUGAUAAUCUCAGACCUAAAGUUUCAGACUUUGGCCUCGCUAAGCUUUGUGAGAAGCAAGAAAGCAUUUUGUCAUUGCUUGACACAAGAGGAACGAUAGGGUACAUUGCUCCAGAGUUGUUUUCAAGAAUGUAUGGAAGUGUUUCUCACAAGUCGGAUGUGUACAGUUACGGAAUGUUGGUUCUUGAGAUGAUUGGAGCAAAGAACAAAGAAAGAGUUGAAAACGGUAAUUCAAACAGCAGCUCAGCUUACUUUCCGGAUUGGAUCUACAAGGAUCUUGAACUUGGAGAUUAUGCAAGACUUCUUGGCGAUGAACUAACCCGAGAGGAAGAAGAUAUUGCCAAAAAGAUGAUCUUGGUUGGUCUAUGGUGUAUUCAGUUUUCCUCAUCAGAUCGUCCAUCAAUGAACAAAGUCGUAGAGAUGAUGGAAGGUAGUUUGGAUUCUCUCAAAGCCCCUCCGAAUCCAAAGCCUCUUUUGCAUGUCCCAGUGCAAGAUCUUUCGGAAUCAUCACGGCCAUCAGAGGAAAGCUCAGUUUACUCAAGAAGUAUGAUGAAUCCAUGAAUGUUGUCAAAAGUAAA
Capsella rubella is the source of this 1847-nucleotide messenger RNA. Its product is annotated as LEAF RUST 10 DISEASE-RESISTANCE LOCUS RECEPTOR-LIKE PROTEIN KINASE-like 2.3. Gene Ontology annotation, molecular function: ATP binding; polysaccharide binding; protein kinase activity. Lineage: Eukaryota; Viridiplantae; Streptophyta; Magnoliopsida; Brassicales; Brassicaceae. The transcript has 2 exons. The record is from RefSeq and is a predicted model, not a curated record. Gene Ontology annotation, biological process: protein phosphorylation. The coding region runs from base 1 to 1830 and encodes 609 amino acids.